Messenger RNA from Knipowitschia caucasica, 528 nucleotides. The record is from the annotation of a GenBank genome assembly. NCBI's taxonomy places the organism in Eukaryota, Metazoa, Chordata, Actinopteri, Gobiiformes, Gobiidae.
AUGGCGCCAACGUCCGACCCGCAAGACGCGUUGUGGGGCCUCAGGUUCUCGGCGCGCAGCGAGACCCGGACGCGCUGUGCUAGCUCGCCGCAGCAUGUGGUGUUUUCCGUUUGCGCUUCUGUUCGCGGCGGCGGAGGAGAGGACCCGGCCGCCGUCACCAUGAGCUGGCCAAAGUGCGGCCCAGGGGCCACCUACGGCCCUCCACCAUGUCCCAGUUUGGCCCUCUAUGUCCCAGUGCGGCCCCCCACAGAGUCCCAGUGCGGCCCCACAGAGUCCCAGAUUGGCCCUCUAUGUCCCAGUGCGGCCCUCUAUGUCCCAGUGUGGCCCCCUCAGAGUCCCAAUGCGGCCCUCUAUGUCCCAGUGCGGCCCCCUCAGAGUCCCAAUGCGGCCCUCUAUGUCCCAGUGCGGCCCCCACAGAGUCCCUGUGCGGCCCCCUCAGUAAAACACUCCAGAUCCUGGCGCCGCACGUCUCGCCCGACGCCAAACGCAGAGAAAGGAGAAGUGUUUCUUUCUGCGCACCGCGGUUGA